Phytophthora infestans T30-4 is the source of this 833-nucleotide messenger RNA. RefSeq lists its product as uncharacterized. Lineage: Eukaryota; Oomycota; Peronosporomycetes; Peronosporales; Peronosporaceae. Bases 70 to 588 code for a protein of 172 amino acids. The transcript is spliced from 2 exons. The record is from RefSeq and is a predicted model, not a curated record.
GAAGCCCGAGGUCCGCACGCGACACACACUCACCCCAGGUUUUUAGCAUAGAACACGUAAGAAGCAAGCAUGGACAAGCUGUUGGAGUACAAGGAGAAGAUCUCGGCCAAGCUGGAGCGGUAUGACAAGAUCGUGGAGCUGGAGAAGCAGACGGGUGUGGACAAGUUCUACAUCUUCUGCGUCGGUGCGCUGCUAGCGGGCAUCCUGCUGUUCGUUGUGGGCGGCGAGGAGCUGGUGGUGGGCCUGGUGGGCUUUAUCUACCCGGCUUACAUGUCGUUCAAGGCCAUUAACACGCCAGGCACCACCGACGACACGCAGUGGCUCACUUACUGGGUUGUCUACUCCUUCUUCAACCUCACUGAGUCCAUCACGGACCUCGUCCUGUCUUGGGUCCCCUUCUACUUCUUCAUUAAGAUCGCCUUCCUUGUCUGGUCCUACCACCCGAGCACCCAGGGCUCUAACGUGAUCUACAACACUCUGAUUAAGCCAUACGUGGCCCCGCACGUUGGACAGAUCGACUCAGCGCUGAAGCGCGGCGAGGAUGCGGCCAAGAAGCUGGCGGCCAAGAUCGAGGAGAAGUCUCAGUAAUCGGCGGCUCGUGAGGUUAGGAUACGUGCGACAGCAACCAAUGGAUGUUGACGCAAGGUUCCUUCUCAACUACUAGUAAUGUGUGGUCCUGCUUAUCUGCUCUAGCGGCAGUCGUGUAUUAGCAGCUUCUGUAGGAAGCUGUCGAAUCUUUUUCGCGGUCAGAUUGGCGAGCAACACACUUAAGGUCGUGGAUAAUCCAUUUUUACUUGGAGAAGAAUACACUACUCUGCUCUUGUGAACGUGAA